Actinia tenebrosa (Australian red waratah sea anemone) is the source of this 3146-nucleotide messenger RNA. RefSeq names its product diamine oxidase [copper-containing]. Gene Ontology annotation, biological process: amine metabolic process. Gene Ontology annotation, cellular component: plasma membrane. The record is from RefSeq and is a predicted model, not a curated record. Gene Ontology annotation, molecular function: quinone binding; copper ion binding; primary methylamine oxidase activity. Lineage: Eukaryota; Metazoa; Cnidaria; Anthozoa; Actiniaria; Actiniidae.
CAUCAAAAGCCACAUUUUUUUUCAAUCUUGGGGUAGCAGUAAUCCCUUUGCGACUAAAAUGGUUCUCUCAGAGUAUGGUUCUUUCGGAGUUCAUGGUAUGGGAUUCCUUUGUAUAGGCCAAUGUGACCCAACCUCACAUGUUUGGUUGGAGUUAAUAGUAUUGUACGGGACAAAAGUUCUGAUUCUCCCGGAGUCGCAUCGCUUUAAAACUAAAGAUGGUGUUCAAAUCACCGGUAUUGCUGGUAAAACGCUUAAUAGUCGCUGUAUGUGUCCUCAGUGUAGUGUGCAUUGCUCUGGCAAUAGCACUCUGUGUUGUUCUGGCCACUUCCAGAAGUAAAGCGUCUCUUGAGGAGACUCAAGAUUGUGCAACAACAAGCAUGGUACAAAGCCAGCCAUCCGUGAAACCAAACGGGCUUUCGAAURCUUUUGAUGACUUGAGCGUGGACGAAAUCCUUGCAGUGAGGGACUACAUACUAAAAGAACCAUCCCUCAAUGUGACUCCGAUUGAAAAGGCUUCGAUUUCUAGUAACUACAUYUAUCUUAUAGAGCUACAAGUUCCACCAAAAGACGAGGUUCUCAAUUACCUAGAUAAUGGAGGUCAAAUGCCAAUAAGGAAAGCCAAGGUAAUUUUACACAGAGGAGGACUAAACAUUCCUGUUGUCGAAGAGUACAUCGUCGAACCUGCAGAUAAACCAGUAAAACAUUCCAGGCUAGGACACAGUAUUCCCUUCCACAAAAGAAUUUUUGAUAGCGUCCAGUUAGAAGGAGUUAUAGAGAAGCUUGUACUGAACUUAACCAGACAGGCUUACAGGCUUCUUAAAGAGAGUUAUGAUGGCUUCACUUAUCAUAACUGUACCGAACGAUGCCUUAUUUGGAGUCAUAGCCAGCCAGGCGUGCUUGAGAGCGGGCAGCACAAGACGUGGAUAUGGUUUGUUCGCGAUGUACAAGGUAUGUAUGUCCAGCCAGUAGGCUUCGAGGUGCUGUUCGACUGCCCAGGCACAGACGCUUCUCUAUGGAAAAUUGAGAUGAUUUAUUACAAUAACAUGACGUUUAACAGCGUCGAUCAGCUUAUGGAUGCAUACGACCGAGGGACAGUCCAAAAGAUCUUCUACCCUAUGCCACAGAAAGAUGAGGCCCUUUUUUCCACAUAUCAACGCAGGGGGGACCCGCAACCAGCCAAACCCACCCGGGGACCACGUCAAUUUGAGCCAGAUGGUAAACGAUACUCCGUUCAAGACCGUCACGUUGAAUGGAUGGGAUGGAGCUUUGAUUUCCGUUCUCGAUCAACAACUGGAAUUCAAAUAUUUAACCUUAAAUUUCAAGGAACGCGGAUCGUUUAUGAGCUAAGUCUUCAAGAAGCAUCGGCCUUCUAUUCUGGCUACUCGCCCAUGCAAAUGUUCACAGACUAUCUCGAUUCAUCCUGGGCUAUGGGAUCUAGUGUGUUUGAGCUCGUGCGCGGAGUGGACUGCCCAGAAUCAGCUACCUUCAUUGACCUUGUACACCACGUGGACACUCCUCGACCACGAAGAAUGAAAAACGCGGUUUGUGUCUUUGAAUACAACACAGGGAUCCCACUGCGAAGGCACUUUGAGAACGACUUCAAAGGUGGUUACAAGUUCUAUGGCGGGAUGCCAACGUACGCGCUGGUCCUGCGCUAUGUGUCAACUCCAUACAACUAUGACUACGUCAACGACUACAUUUUCUACGCCAAUGGGGUGGUAGAAGUACGGGUGUCUACUUCUGGAUACAUUCAGGCAACGUAUUGGACAUCCCAAGAAAACCCUUAUGGGGAUGAAGUACACAAGAAUGUCGCAGGCUCGGUUCACGAUCAUAUGCUGAACUACAAGGUGGAUUUGGAUGUGGCAGGAAGGAAGAAUUCUUACCAGACGAUUGACAUCGAACAAGAAAUUAUAGCAAACCCAUGGUUUCCUGGUCGUAAUCGCACUCAGAAGGUGGUUCGCCGGCGUACCAAAAACACAGAACAAGAAGCUCUUUACAAGUACAACUUCGACCAUCCUAAAUAUCUCAACUUCAUUAGCGACAAGCUGACCAAGAAUGGAAUCCCACGUGGCUAUCGCAUUCACAUCCGUGACGUCAUGAAACAAAUCUACCCGGAGUCCAUGCCUUUUAUGAAUUCUGCCAAGUGGUCCUUGAACCAGAUGGCAGUCACGAAAUACAAGGAAAGCGAGACCUGUAGCACCAGUAUUUACAACCAGAUAGAUCCCUACAGCCCUGAGGUGAAUUUCCAAAGCUUCUACCAAGACAAUGACAACAUUACAAACGAGGACCUCGUUGCCUGGGUAACCGUGGGUUUAAUGCACGUGCCACAUACUGAGGACAUUCCUAAUACUGUAACAGCGGGAAACUCAGCCAGCUUUUUCCUUCGUCCGUAUAAUUUCUUCGAAGAGGAUCCGUCGAUGGGCUCAAGUGAUGCUGUGCUGAUCACACCAACUGAUAAGGAGUUCAGUGGGAUUAAAGUGGAUCGGUUUGGGACGCCGCAGGGUCCAUCUUGUAAGCCCAAAGACGUGCCCUUUAAGUUCACUGGGGCUUAUGGUUUUGCUUGAUUUAGUGGGUGUAUGGUCGGAUCUGGAAUGAAGUUCAAGGACUCUGUAGACAGCUGCAAUCUUGGUUGAUUGGCUAUCAUGCUUUCUAUUCAUGUUGAGAUAAUCUCGUGGAUCGUGACAUUACCUACUUUACUCAAUCUUCAGAUUUUAUCAAUACCCUGAAAAAACCUCUGGGCUGAUCAGUCAGCGCACGGCUAGCUCAGAGGUCGAAUUGGAAUUUUGUGUUAGGUUUUGCGGAGGGAGGAAAACGGAAGUUCCGGAGAAAACGUGCACUACCGCAACACUGACCUCCUUGAUUCCCAACCAACCAUCUAGUGUGUAUUUUUUUCUUUAAGCAGAAAUUCCAAGGAAACUAGUGCAGGUGCAACAAAAAAAAGCAUGAGAAUUGUGUUCAUUGAAAAAACACUUUGAAUUCAGGUGUAGGUUUUUGUUUUUAAUUUCAAUAUUUUAAUCUAUCAAGUAAGUUACUAAUGUAGUGUUGUCAUCUAGAGUUGCUCCAAGUCUCGCUCGUGAUUUUUUCUGUUGGCGAGUCGUCGAAUUCAGAUUUCGGGCACUUCCGGUUCCGACAGAUUUCCGAAGGGA